This is a messenger RNA of Scheffersomyces coipomensis, 2265 nucleotides long. RefSeq lists its product as uncharacterized. NCBI's taxonomy places the organism in Eukaryota, Fungi, Ascomycota, Pichiomycetes, Serinales, Debaryomycetaceae. Bases 1 to 2265 code for a protein of 754 amino acids. The transcript has a single exon. The record is from RefSeq and is a predicted model, not a curated record.
AUGUCCAACGAUUUCUUACGAUCAUCUCCCUCAAGAGAUGUGAUUGAUCCCUUAAUAUAUCAAUCUCUAGCUGAAUCAGAACUAAGAUCAACCACAUCCACAAAGCCUUCUAAAGGUAAGAAUUCUAAAAAGAAUCAUAAAAAGAAUCAACAACAACAACAACAAAUGCAUCCUCAAUCGUCUGUGCCUCCUUCUGCCUCUAAAUCAUUCAAUCCUGUCAAUGCCAUAUCAUCCGGUUGGACUCCAUUAAUCUCAAAGACAUACUUCAACGAACAAAUACUUUCAUUUAAUUCAACUCCUAAUAAAUACUUAUUAUCAAAUCUUAAUAACACUAAUAAUAACAAUCCUAAUAAUAAUAACAAUCUCCUCAAUACAAAUCAACUUAAUCAAGAUUAUUUGGAUUUCACUCUGGGUUUAAAUUUAACUCCAUUUUUAAAUCAUAAUAAUUUAAAUAUCCUUCAACAAACUUCAUCAUCAUCUAUAAAUCAACAAUUAAAUAACAUAACUCCCUUCCAUGAAAAGACUUUACAUCUAACUGAUUUCUUCAUGGAUUCACCUAUUCGUCAAACUCCUUUAAAGGAUUUAGAUACCAUUACUCCAUCAAGAUUUAAAUUGAAUUAUAGUGAUAAAAAACCUUCAUUAAGUGGGAAUAAUAAAUUCGAUCCCAAGAGUGCUCAGAAAAGAUCUAUAACUCAAAUAGAUACACCUCCAAGGCAACCUCAUAAAUUAUCAAUAACCACUAAAGCCAAUGAUGAUAGUAAUAAAGAAAAUAAUAAUGAAUCUUUACGUAAUGAAAGUGAUGAUGAAGAUGAUUAUGAUGAAGAUCAAGAUGAAUUAUUACAAAAAACAAGAUUCUUCUUACAAACUCCUUCUAAAAAAGUAUUAUCUAAUAUAACUAACUUUUCCAAAACUCCAAUUAAACAUGAUAUUGAUCGUGAAAUUUUAACUAAAUUCCAAACUCCAGCCAAACAAAUCCCAUCAUCUCCAUCAUCUCCAUCCACAGUUAUAAUGUCAAGUGCUGUAAAGCCGGGUGUUGAUAACACCAAUACUGAACCAAAUGACAAUUCCAAUGACGACCAUAUUCAAGAUGAAGAAGAUUCAAAUGAAACUACCGAUGAAGAAGAUAAUGAUAAUGAUAAUGACAACCUUAAUCAACCCCCAAGUCCAACUCCUAAAAAGGAUGGGAAACAGCUUAGAGAGGAAGCUUCUAUACCGGUGAUGGGAGUCUUUUCGGAAAAGAAAACCAAACCAAUUCCUUCUAAUAAAGCUUCUUUGACGGCUAAUUAUAGUAAGGGAUCAAGGAUAUCAUCUAAUGAUUCAUUUGAUUCGGAUAAGGGUAAAGGUACAGGUGGUCUAAAGGGUAAUAGGAGUAAAAUGCAAGCUGGUAUGAAUAAAUUUCAAAUUAUUUUUACUGAUGUUCAUACAUUAAUGAAUAAUAGGAAAAAGAAAAGUAGUAACGAACAACAAUCUUCAUCUAAUUCAAGUGGUUCAAAACAUAAAUCUUCAACUACUCCUAAUCUACCAAGGAAACAACUUCAACCUCCACCACAACAACAACAAUCUCAGGAAGUACAACUUUUAAAGCCAAAUUACAAUUCUAAUCAUCAUCAUAAUCAUCAACAACUGUUAUCAGAUCAUAAUAUCAGCAUUAAUACUAGCAAGGAAAUUUCGAUAAUGUCAGGGGUAGGAAAUACAAGUCAUUUGAAUUUAACUUCUGGUACUGAUCAAUCUAUGGAAUUAGGUGGGAUUACCACGACACCAAAUGGAAAAUUCUUCCUUGAUAAAGUAUUUGAUAAAAACUCUCCUCAGACUCAAAAUCUUUUAAAUAGUACUUAUUACAUGAUACAGCAACAACAGCAGCAGCAUCAACAACAACUUCAACAACAUAAUAUUUCCAUGCCACCUCCAACUAACGCUAAACAACAACAACAAUUAUAUCAACAACAAAUGGUUCAUCCUUCUCAAUAUAAUCUUCAACCACAACAACAAUCCCAACAACCUCAACAUCCUAUCAUGAUGAUGAUGAGUACUCCCCAACAUCAGAAUGUGAUCAAUUAUGCCAAUUACGGUUCUGACAAUUUGUCUCCCGAUGAUGAUUCCACCGGUAAUUUCAUAAAUUUCCCUAAGGACACAUCUUCAGCAUCAUCUUCACAACCUACUUCAUCUUCAUCGGCUCCUUCUUCUCAAGGAUACAUGUUAGGCAUGAGUCAAUCUAUGAUGAUGCCCACAAUGAUGAAUAUGAAAAAUAACAAUGAUGGAAAGUAA